AACAAUUUCCGCCUCUCAACCAGCGAAUUCACGACUAACGCCAACCCGACCAGCAACCCCGACGUCGAUACAGCACCCAACGCAAGGUACGGAAACUCGUCUCCCCGAUCACCUGCUACGUCGGACCUAUCUCGAAAAAACAAAUGGAGGUUCGAGUUAUCGAGGAACCGAAGGGCUGACGGAAAUUACGAAAACAGGAUGGUCGCCGCAAAGAAACACGUUCCCAUCGUCAAGAAGAGGACCAAGAGGUUCAACCGCCACCAGAGCGACCGCUACAAGUGCGUUGAUGCGUCAUGGAGGAAGCCUAAGGGUAUCGACAACCGUGUGAGGAGACGGUUCAAGGGACAGGCUGCUAUGCCCUCGAUCGGUUACGGUUCCAACAAGAAGACCCGCCACAUGGCUCCUUCAGGACACAAGGCUUUCCUUGUCCAGAACGCCAGCGAUGUUGAGCUCCUCCUUAUGCACAACCGCACCUUCGCUGCUGAGAUCGGCCAUGCCGUCUCUUCCCGCAAGCGCAUCGAGAUCCUCGCCAAGGCUAAGUCUCUCGGUGUCAAGGUGACCAACGCCAAGGGCCGUGUCUCCACCGAAGCUUAAAUGUAACAAAAAAUUCAAACUUGGUGUUGCGCGUGCACUUGUGGUUUUCCGGGUUUUGCUUUUUUCCUAUGGGAUUCUUCUUCUCUUUCCAAUCUCUGGGUCCAUAAUAUCAUGAGAAUACAAAAUGGUCUGGGGUUUGGGAAGGCGUCAAAAAGUUGUUGCUAUACAUUACGGCGUGAUAAUGAGCUGGUAUCUAUACGGAGAAGAAUCACGGAAUAGACACGGGUCCAAUGACCUUCGUUUAGUCGUGAUAUCGCAAUA
This is a messenger RNA of Tricharina praecox, 855 nucleotides long. Its product is annotated as ribosomal protein L32e. Gene Ontology annotation, biological process: translation. The record is from RefSeq and is a predicted model, not a curated record. Gene Ontology annotation, molecular function: structural constituent of ribosome. The transcript has 4 exons. Lineage: Eukaryota; Fungi; Ascomycota; Pezizomycetes; Pezizales; Pyronemataceae. Gene Ontology annotation, cellular component: cytosolic large ribosomal subunit; ribosome. Bases 199 to 594 code for a protein of 131 amino acids.